Molecule: messenger RNA, 1023 nt
Organism: Glarea lozoyensis ATCC 20868
Lineage: Eukaryota; Fungi; Ascomycota; Leotiomycetes; Helotiales; Helotiaceae
Exons: 2
Coding region: 1-1023 (340 amino acids)
Source: RefSeq, a predicted model, not a curated record
AUGAAAUUCUUAGGAUCCGUUGCAUAUACAUUAUGCUGGAGCAUCAGUAUCGUCUGCUGCGAACUACCAGCCUUCGUUGUUUCCACAGUGGCGGAGAAGUACAAAGAUCUCCACGAUAUCCGCGUUCUGAAACGGCCGCCUCCAGCUAUCCUACGCAAGAAGCGACGGUCACUUACCCCACCACCUGUUACAAGAUCAAGGCUUCCCGGAAAUCGCCGUCAAAUAUGGGCCGAUCAAUCAGAAAGUUUACUACUUACUGCUCUACCUUAUGAGCUUAGAGUUAUGAUAUGGAAAUACGUAGUAGGAGAUCAAUACAUCCAUCUCGGCCUCUUGAAAUGUCCGACAAAUCGCGGCCGGCUGGCUUAUAUCCUUUGCCAAUCUACUGAACCAAGUGACUGGCCACGCUGUGAAGCAGCAUGCUUUAAGAGAUGGCACACUUAUCAGCCAGAAUCAAAUCAACGCUUGAGUCUCUCGUACAACGUGAAGCCGUGGAAGCCUCCUCUCAUAGAACUGCUUCAGACGUGCCAUCAAAUUUAUUCCGAGACCAUAGAUCUCAUAUAUGAGUGCAAUACUUUCGACACAACAGUAUCUAACUGCACGCGAUUUCUCCCUCGUUUCUUGUUACCACAACGUCUCAACGCCAUCCGUACACUUCGUCUCGAAUGGCGUAUCCUAGCCCACGAAACAUUCUUUGGUGUAGACGGGCUUGAAAAGACGACUAAAGACCAAUUAUAUUAUCAGAAAGAAUGGAAAGACACAUGGAAAUGUCUUGCGGACAUGAAAGGCCUGCGGGAUCUUCGAGUUAAAUUGAAUUUCGUACAAUAUUCUGCUAGCAUUUUAUGUUUGGAGAGCUCCUUCCUUGACCCAAUCAAGGAGGUCACGGCUCCUGAUGUAUUUGAGGUAAGUAUAUCUCGUUGGGCGAUGGGGGGUAUGUUCUACUUGACCGGCUCAACCUGGGUGGAUCUUCCUUGUAAAGUUGACAUAUUUUCAAGUCGCGUAUCUUUAUAUGGCUUUGCUGCUUAA